Molecule: messenger RNA, 1512 nt
Organism: Arvicola amphibius (Eurasian water vole)
Lineage: Eukaryota; Metazoa; Chordata; Mammalia; Rodentia; Cricetidae
Gene: Prrx1
Product: paired related homeobox 1
Exons: 4
Coding region: 1-738 (245 amino acids)
Biological process (GO): regulation of DNA-templated transcription
Molecular function (GO): DNA binding; DNA-binding transcription factor activity, RNA polymerase II-specific
Source: RefSeq, a predicted model, not a curated record
AUGACCUCCAGCUACGGGCACGUUCUGGAGCGGCAACCGGCGCUGGGCGGCCGCUUGGACAGCCCGGGCAACCUCGACACCCUGCAGGCGAAAAAGAACUUCUCCGUCAGUCACCUGCUAGACCUGGAGGAAGCCGGGGACAUGGUGGCGGCACAGGCGGACGAAAGUGUGGGCGAGGCGGGCCGGAGCCUGCUGGAGUCACCGGGACUGACCAGUGGCAGCGACACCCCUCAGCAGGACAAUGAUCAACUUAACUCAGAGGAGAAGAAGAAGAGAAAGCAACGGAGAAACAGAACAACCUUCAACAGCAGCCAGCUUCAGGCCUUGGAGCGUGUCUUCGAGCGGACACAUUACCCGGAUGCUUUUGUACGAGAAGAUCUUGCACGUCGGGUGAACCUCACUGAGGCCAGAGUGCAGGUGUGGUUUCAGAACCGAAGGGCCAAGUUCCGCCGGAACGAGAGAGCCAUGCUGGCCAAUAAAAACGCUUCCCUCCUCAAGUCCUACUCAGGAGAUGUGACCGCCGUGGAGCAGCCCAUCGUACCUCGUCCUGCUCCUAGACCCACCGAUUAUCUCUCCUGGGGGACAGCCUCUCCGUACAGCGCCAUGGCUACUUAUUCUGCCACAUGUGCCAACAAUAGCCCUGCACAGGGCAUCAACAUGGCCAACAGCAUUGCCAACCUGAGACUGAAGGCCAAGGAAUAUAGUUUACAGAGGAACCAGGUGCCAACAGUCAACUGAGGAAAAAAAUAUUAAACAGGCCUAAGAAGAAAUCAAAAACCAUAAGAAACCUAUCCUGUUCUGUCAUUUCUUCAUCCGCUGGAAAAAAAAUAAAAGCAAACAAACAAACAAAGCCAGGACUAAAAUAUUGGGACCAUGGCGGAGAAAAGCAGGAGAGAAACAAAAUGAAAAUUAGUUAACAGUGGUUCCUUCUUCUCUCGGAUACCAUCACCAUUUGCUUCUGUGUGUGUUUAUUUUGUUUUCCUUCUAUCCGUGCUUUGCUAAUUAUACUCUGGGCUUCUUCAGUUAGGCUUCUUCAGCCCACCCAUUCCUAUAAUUGUAUGAAAAUAAAAUAUUCUUCAGCAGCCAAAGAAAGACACAUAUCUAUGUAUAUGUGUGUGAAGGAUUACUUCUCAGUAACCUGUUUGACCUCAGUGCCUUACUCUGCUUCCUUCUACGUCUCUCUAGGAGACUUUGAAAACCCAAAGUAUUUCUAAAGAAUCAGUAUUGUUGUCUCAAUGUCUCUUGGUCAUGGUAAGGUUUUUCUAUCAGUUUCAGAAAAAAAGAAAUGUACACAUGUUCUUGUGUCUGACCUGUUUGAUCGGUGUGGUUAGCCAUGUCUGGUGAACGCUAAGCUCUAGAUCUAGAGCUAAUGUGUGGAUUCAAGCUCGAAGUUCUAGGUUACAGCGUCACCAUCAACACCGUCCUUCCUCUGAACAAACAAUAAACCAUCCUAAGUUAAAGAUAUUUGUUGUUUUUGAACAAUUGCUGUCACUCGCUUUUUUUUAGCUUUAG